CAUCAAGAGGACAAUCGUACAGUAUCACCUGCCUUCUUAAAGUCUCUACCAAAAAGAGGAGCGAAAUUUGUUUCCUGCUUGUGGGUGUUGUAAUACGGGAAUAAAUAAGAAAAUUCUAUUCGCACGGUGUUCAACUCAGACUUUUCAAGGUUGUGCACGUCGCCCUAACGAACGCCGAUACGUUUCGCUGGAAACUAUAGUCGAAGAAGAUUCAAAUUGGCGAACAUUCGGAUCGCUGUACAUUUUGUUUUUAGUGCAAGCGUACAUAGAUGCACGUGGAUUAUAAUAUGUAUCGUAGGGAUGAUUUAAAGAGAUUCGAAGAUUGUUGGUUAGUAGCUCCGCGCUGUACAGGGGUAGAAUUGUGUCUGAGUAAAUUUCUAUGACGAUAUGAGGUUGGUUGGUUAAAUUGCACAUGCGCCAGCGUCGGUCUCCAUGGAAACGGGAUGCUAGCCACCGCGUGUGAAUGCGUAUUGAUUACUCCACUCUUGCUCCAUUCCACGAUCUCUUGUUACUCGUCGUGUCUUCUCCUGUCACCCCGCCGACCCUGCUCUACCUCCUCUUUCUCCACUUUCUUUUCUCUCUUCCUCCUCGUUCGUGCAACGAAUCAUCCCGCUCCAUCCACGACCUUUCCCCCUUUUUUUUCUUCUCCAAAUUAGCUCCGUAAUGUCUCUGCCCGCUCUUCACUCCCUUUGCAUAGACCAGAAAUCUUUUCUCUGCUAGCUUUUCUAUCUCGCCACGAGUAGCGGAUCUCUUUCUCUAAAAGCCAUCGUUUGUCUUUCGAUUUUAAGUAAAUCGAGCUGUAUUCUGGGAAGAGGUGAUACGCGCAGAUCCAUGACGAACCUGUACACGGAGUCACAGUAGCAUUGGUAGCCUUGCAACUGGCUGAAAAUCACAGUGACGUUAAGUCAAAGUUUGGAGAAUUUGAGCUGUUAGAAGGAAUAAUGUAUAGAAGUACGAAAAACAGUUGUAACAUGAUUAUAAACGCAAAUAUAUAAACGUAGAAUACAGUAUUAUAAGAACUAGCAGCGAACUGACGUAUACUAUUCUGAUUCUCUCAGCCAGACAAUUAUCGAAUUUAAGUGUUCAAGUACUUUCGAGUAUUUUUUAGUUAAAUGAUUGAAUUAUUGUGAAAUUCUUCCUUAUUUUCUUCGUUUUCCUUAUACACAGUUCUUUUCGUUAUUGUUAGAAUUUUCAACGCAAUUUCCUCGAUUCGCCAUUCUACUUUUCCCCAGAAAGCUCGUCAGUUACAAUCAAAAUAACAAGAUUGCCCCCAUAUUACGCUCUUUGACCUCUCGGAUCUUUUCCCUUGUAAAUUAGGUGAUUCUAACUGCUUUCUUUCGUCAUAUUUUUAAAACCCGCGUUUUCUUCUCUUCAACCUUGCAAGUGGUUCACGCACAAUGGACAGACAAAUUUUGCACUAUGUUGUAAGGGGAUACAUUUACUAAGAUCGACAAUCACCGACACAAAAAAUAUCUAGGCGGAACAGAUUGCUCCAUUGUGCUUUGUAACGCCGAUUAUAUUAAAAGGACGAAAUUUCGAUUCAUCGACGAUCGUACACGAUAGAAUAUUUCAUACAAGGUCCCUGCCAACAGAUCGGAUUCGUAACCAAGUCACCUCACUUUCUUAUCUAAUUUAUCUAAAAUUUCCUCAAUGAGGAUCAAGUCAAUCUGUCUUUGUAUUUCAGUACCAGCGAAUGUAUUGAUGCAUGACGUUGUCGAAAGUUGUGGGAAAAAUCAUUGAAAAGUUCCAAAUAAAGAGAACGAAGAAAAUUGCCAAUUUGGUCUGUACGAUGAAAAUAAACUGACACGAUGCAAUUCUUUUUAUGCAUGGGAAAGUAAAAAGAAGACUAAUGUGUACGCUUCCUGAACUUUCAAGAAAAUAAUGAUAAUAUCAACCAAACUAUGUACAUGCAAUUAAAGAGCGCAUUAGCAAGAACGCAAACACGAUCCAGCGCUAAUGUGAAAGCGAUAGAUGCGAGUGUCUAUCGCUUUCAAGAUUUGACCUGUUGUUCCUUGUUCUAUCAGAAUGUGAAAUUUCACUUAAAACUGUAGUAACAAAUGGACGUUAAUUAAACCCUUAGCGUGACGGUAAGGAUAUUGUUGGCUCACUCGUGACACUUAUAUUUUCACCGGCAUGCUCGUACACAUCUCUUGGUCAUGCUUCGUGAUUUACAGAGACGCAACUAAACACACAAAUUUUUUCUAUCCAAGAUAAUACGAAUACGAAGUAUAAAUGAAAAUAGAAUGCAAAUACGAAAGUUAAAGAAAAAAAUUCUUAUUAAAAUAAGAAUUUUUAUCAACUAUAACCAAUGUAUUUUUUAUCGAAUAAUUUUCCCAAUUGAAACGACGAUGCAAGGAAAGCUUAGAAAGAGAGCCGCCAGUCCUGAAGGACAAACUCGCGACAAUAUUCCAUGCGUGGCCACUAUAUAAAGAGGUGAAACUCGUGGAAAAGAAGCACUUUUGUUUCCCCAGUCUUUACGUUAAAACGUAUCUAGAAAUUUUACUAUCUCGCAACGAAUUGUUACCUAAGUAGAUUUUUUAUUAAGAUGUCGCAACGACUCAUUUGCGCUCUGCUAACGACUAGCGUUCUUUGCUGUGCACUCGCGGACAAUAAUGAAUUCGCCGCGGCUCCUGAAUUCGUUAAGAAACAGCUCACGAAAGAUAAACUGUUGACGGACGUCGUACGCGCUAAAAAUUCUUCCAAGACGCCAUAUCUGUAUAGAGUAGUGUCUGAUAACGCGCAACAUGAACAAAAGAAUUUGGAUAAAUAUUCACGAACGAAUAUUAAUCAGCGAUUGAAAUCUGAUUCAAGAGAUAAUUUCAGUUGCUGCGGAUCCAGAUACGGUUCCAAUUCGUCAACGCGACCUGAUUCCUAUCACAGUAGGAUCCCUGUGGACAACGGUCGAUAUCAAACUAAAUUUGCUGAACGUUUACCCACUGAUAGAUACGGCUGGCAAACUCACGGACCACCACCAAGUUUAAGCGGAAGACCCGGAAGUGGAAGUUACGCUGGAACUGCGUUUUACGAAGGAAGUCAUACAGGAGAUAGAUUUGGUCCACGACCGAGUUAUGGGAGCGAAGGUUCACGCAAACCUGGUAGUUAUGAUUCCGGCGGAGGAUAUGGUUAUGCUGGCAGUGGUUUCGGAGGAUAUAGCUUUAAUCGACCAACUGGUUACGGAGGUGAUUAUGGAAUUUCAGGGACCUUCGCUAAUGGCGAUGAAUUCGGAUCUGUGGAGCCAAAUCGUCCAGAUGGACAUCCUCCUCCCCAUCCGAAUAUUAACGCGCAGAAGGCCGUCGCUUUAAAGGCAUUGGCAGGUGUUGCGUUAAUUGGUGCAGCCGCCGCUUUAGCAACGAAUCCUGUUCUUCUUCCGCUCGGAGUUGUAUCAGGCAGAAAGAAACGAUCGAGUUUGUCCAUCAAAGACAGAAAUGAUUAUAUGAAUUACAUUUUAACAAACUUGAAAAGUAACGUUACCAAGAAUGAUGAAGAUGGAAACAAAGUAUCUCUCUCGCCGACGUGUGUAGCUAGAGUUACGUGCGAGAUUCAAAAGAAUUACUGGAUCAAUCGUAAGAAGGACGCUAACUUUUUCAAAGAAAUAUCAGCAUUGGAACAUCGUCUUAAGAAUUUGCUUCUAGACAAUGUACACGACGAUGAACUUGUGAAUAUGCGCAUUAGAAGAUUAGUAAGAGCGGCAACCAUUGUUGCCGUGAAUGGAGACAAUUGCAACGCAUUUACUUGUACUCUUGUACAAAUUAAAACAAGCAAGAAUCUAUCUGUUCUUAAACUAUAGAAUUUGUCAAAGAAUUGUAACUGGAUAUUCUUCUAAAUAUAAAAACCGACAAAAAAAUAAAGGCGUAAAAUUUUGCGCUGA
Bombus huntii is the source of this 3868-nucleotide messenger RNA. RefSeq lists its product as uncharacterized. The record is from RefSeq and is a predicted model, not a curated record. Lineage: Eukaryota; Metazoa; Arthropoda; Insecta; Hymenoptera; Apidae. Bases 2546 to 3787 code for a protein of 413 amino acids. The transcript has 7 exons.